GGCUGGUGUGCCGCCAGGCGCGGGGCGUGCGGCGAGCAGAGCCGGCAGGAGCGCGCCGGGCAGCUGCCGCCGCCGUCCCGUGCGCGGGCGGCAGGAUGGAGCUGAACUCCCUGCUGUUGCUGUUGGAGGCGGCCGAGUACCUGGAGCGUAGGGACCGAGAAGCCGAGCACGGCUACGCCUCCAUGCUGCCCUUCGACGGGGACUUCGCCAGGAAGAAAACAAAGACUGCUGGCCUGGUGCGCAAGGCCCCGAACAACAGGUCUUCACACAACGAACUAGAAAAGCACAGACGAGCUAAACUAAGGCUCUACUUGGAGCAGCUCAAGCAGCUGGUGCCCCUGGGCCCUGACAGCACACGCCAUACCACUCUGAGCCUCCUGAAGCGUGCUAAGAUGCACAUCAAGAAACUGGAGGAGCAGGACCGCAGGGCGCUGAGCAUCAAGGAGCAGCUGCAACGGGAGCAUCGCUUCCUAAAGCGACGUCUGGAGCAGCUAUCAGUGCAGAGUGUAGAGCGAGUGCGCACUGACAGCACUGGUUCUGCUGUGUCCACAGACGACUCAGAGCAAGAGGUGGAUAUAGAGGGCAUGGAGUUUGGCCCUGGGGAGCUGGACAGUGUUGGCAGCAGCAGUGAUGCCGAUGACCACUACAGCCUACAGAGCGGUGGCUGCAGCGACAGCAGCUAUGGGCACCCUUGCCGGCGGCCCGGCUGCCCUGGCCUUUCCUAGGCUCUGUGUUCUUUGCUUCUUGGCCCACCCGCCUGCUCACCUAGCCAAGCGUCUCAGCCUUCCAGUCCUCCCUUGACUGAAGCCAGCCUCGUCAUGGGCCUACUGCUGUGCCAUUCUCGAAGCUAUAGCUGCUGCCUGGUCUGCCUGCCUCUGCCUGGUCACCCUUUGGUCAGGACUCAAGCUGCCUGCCCCUUCUCCGCGGGGCAAGACCCCAUGCAGGGAAGCAGGGUCAGGCUCUCCACAUCCUGGAGCCCAGCGUAGCCGCCCACGGUCUGUUCUCAGAUUCCUAAUCAUUCCAGAAGUAUUAAAUAUCAUUGCUACAAAUCUCAGUGGGAUCCGUGUAGGGGCCUUAAUGACUACCAUGGGGAGCUUGGACCUCAGCAUCGGAUCCCAGGAGAGAGGAGUGGACUGAGGAAGGAAGAAGGAAGGCAGGA
This is a messenger RNA of Acomys russatus (golden spiny mouse), 1159 nucleotides long. It is a transcript of the gene Mxd4, whose product is annotated as MAX dimerization protein 4. The coding region runs from base 96 to 725 and encodes 209 amino acids. Gene Ontology annotation, molecular function: RNA polymerase II cis-regulatory region sequence-specific DNA binding; protein dimerization activity; DNA-binding transcription factor activity, RNA polymerase II-specific. The transcript is spliced from 6 exons. NCBI's taxonomy places the organism in Eukaryota, Metazoa, Chordata, Mammalia, Rodentia, Muridae. The record is from RefSeq and is a predicted model, not a curated record. Gene Ontology annotation, biological process: regulation of transcription by RNA polymerase II.